This is a messenger RNA of Molossus molossus (Pallas's mastiff bat), 3758 nucleotides long. It is a transcript of the gene TEK, whose product is annotated as TEK receptor tyrosine kinase. Gene Ontology annotation, molecular function: transmembrane receptor protein tyrosine kinase activity; protein binding; ATP binding. The coding region runs from base 381 to 3758 and encodes 1125 amino acids. Gene Ontology annotation, cellular component: signaling receptor complex; plasma membrane. The record is from RefSeq and is a predicted model, not a curated record. NCBI's taxonomy places the organism in Eukaryota, Metazoa, Chordata, Mammalia, Chiroptera, Molossidae. The transcript is spliced from 23 exons. Gene Ontology annotation, biological process: protein phosphorylation; positive regulation of MAPK cascade; cell surface receptor protein tyrosine kinase signaling pathway.
UCCAACCAAAAUCCCUCUACCCCUGCAAUAGCAGCAAAAGCCACAGAAGCAACAGCCGUAGAUAAGUGUUUUUGAUGAAUUGCAAGAUGGAGAGGGUUUGCAGUGCCCCCAGCCCUGCUGAUACCAAAUGCCUUUAAGAUACAGCCUUUCCCAUCCUAAUCUACAAAGGAAACAGGAAAAAGGAACUUAAAACUCCCUGUGCUCAGAGACAGAAAUGAGACUGUUACAGCCCGCUUCUGUACUGUUCCUUCUUGCCUCUGACUUGUAAACAAGACCUGGUAGAACAUGAGAAUGGAAAGUCACAAACCUCUGGGUGUUUGAAAGGAUCCUGGGGACCUCAUGCACAUCUGCGGACACUGGAUGGAGAGAUCUGGGGAAGCAUGGACUUUUUAGCCGGCUUAGUCCUCUAUGGAAUCAGCUUGCUCCUUUCUGGAACAGUGGAUGGUGCCAUGGACCUGAUCUUGAUCAAUUCCCUACCUCUUGUGUCUGACGCUGAAACGUCGCUCACCUGCAUUGCCUCUGGGUGGCGCCCCCAUGAGCCUCUCACCAUAGGCAGAGACUUUGAAGCCCUAAUGAACCAGCACCAAGAUCCACUGGAAGUUACUCAAGAUGUGACCAGAGAGUGGGCUAAAACAGUUGUUUGGAAGAGAGAAAAGGCUAGUAAAAUCAACGGUGCUUACUUCUGUGAAGGGCGAGUUCGAGGAGAGGCGAUCAAGAUACGCACCAUGAAGAUGCGCCAACAAGCUUCCUUCCUGCCAGCUACUUUAACGAUGACUGUGGACAGGGGAGAUAAUGUGAACAUAUCUUUCAAAAAGGUGUUGAUAAAAGAAGAAGAUGCGGUGAUUUACAAAAAUGGUUCCUUCAUCCACUCAGUGCCCAGGCACGAAGUACCUGAUAUUUUAGAAGUGCACCUGCCUCAUGCUCAGCCUCAGGACGCCGGAGUGUACUCGGCCAGGUACAUAGGAGGAAACCUCUUCACCUCAGCCUUCACCAGGCUGAUAGUCCGGAGGUGCGAGGCUCAGAAGUGGGGGCCGGAGUGUAACCGUGUCUGCACUGCGUGUGCGAACAGCGGCGUCUGCCACGAGGACACUGGAGAAUGCAUUUGCCCUCCUGGGUUCAUGGGGAGAACCUGUGAGAAAGCUUGCGAACUGCACACAUUUGGCAGAACUUGUAAGGAAAGGUGUAGUGGACCAGAGGGAUGCAAGUCCUACGUGUUCUGUCUCCCAGACCCCUACGGGUGUUCCUGCGCCACAGGCUGGAGGAGUCUGCAGUGCAACGAAGCAUGCCAGCCUGGGUAUUACGGGCCAGACUGUAAGCUCAAGUGCAGGUGCACCAAUGGGGAGAUCUGCGACCGGUUCCAAGGAUGCCUCUGCUCUCCAGAACGCCAAGGGCUCCAGUGUGAGAGAGAAGGCAGGCCAAGGAUGACCCCAAAGAUAGAGGAUUUGCCAGAUAACAUAGAAGUAAACAGUGGUAAAUUUAACCCCAUCUGCAAAGCAUCUGGCUGGCCACUACCUGCUAAUGAAGAAAUGACGCUGGUGAAGCCAGAUGGGACAGUGCUCCAUCCAAAAGACUUUAACCAUACGGGUCAUCUGUCAGUGGCCACCUUCACCAUCCACCGGAUCCAGCCCCCUGACUCAGGAGUCUGGGUCUGCAGUGUGAACACCGUGGCGGGGAUGGUGGAAAAGCCUUUCAACAUUUCUGUUAAAGUUCUUCCAAAGCCCCAGAGUGCUCCAAAUGUGAUUAACACCGGACAUAACUUUGCUGUCAUCAACAUCAGCUCUGAGCCGUACUUUGGGGAUGGACCAAUCAAAUCCAAGAAGCUUCUCUACAAACCUGUCAAUCAUUAUGAGGCAUGGCGGCACAUCCAAGUGACAAAUGAGAUUGUGACCCUCAACUAUCUGGAACCUCGGACAGAAUACGAGCUCUGCGUGCAGCUGAUCCGGAGAGGAGAGGGCGGGGAGGGGCAUCCCGGCCCCGUGAGGCGCUUCACCACGGCUUCCAUCGGUCUCCCUCCUCCAAAAGGUCUCAUUCUCCUACCAAAAAGUCAGACCACUCUAAAUUUGACCUGGCAACCAAUAUUUCCAAGCUCAGAAGAUGAAUUUUAUGUUGAAAUUGAGAGGAGGUCUGUGCACAUGAAUAGUGAUCAGCAGAAUAUUAAAGUGCCAGGCAAUUCGACAUCAGUGCUGCUUAACAAUUUACAGCCCAGGGAGAAGUACAUAGUUCGAGCCAGAGUCAAUACCAAGGCCCAGGGGGAAUGGAGUGAAGACGUCACCGCUUGGACUCUUAGCAACAUUCCCCCUCCUCAACCUGGAAACAUCAAGAUUUUCAACAUAACAGACUCUUCAGCUGUGAUUUCUUGGACAGUCAUGGAUGGUUAUUCUAUUUCUUCUAUUAUCAUCCGUUACAAGGUUCAGGGCAAGAACGAAGACCAGCACAUUGAUGUGAAGAUCAAGAAUGUCACUAUCACCCGGUAUCAGCUCAAGGGCCUAGAGCCCCAAACAUCUUACCAGGUGGACAUUUUUGCAGAGAACAAUAUAGGGUCAAGCACCCCAAGCUUUUCUCAUGAACUGACGACUCUCUCCAAAUCUCAAGGGCCGGCAGAGCUCGGAGGCGGGAAGAUGCUGCUGAUAGCCAUCCUUGGCUCGGCGGGAAUGACCUGCCUGACGGUGCUGUUGGCCUUUCUGAUCAUGCUGCAGCUGAAGAGGGCAAACGUCCAAAGGAGGAUGGCCCAGGCCUUCCAAAACGUGAGGGAAGAGCCAGCUGUGCAGUUCAACUCAGGAACUCUGGCCCUGAACAGGAAGGCCAAGAACAACCCAGAUCCUACCAUUUAUCCAGUGCUGGAGUGGAAUGACAUCAAAUUUCAAGAUGUGAUUGGGGAGGGUAAUUUUGGCCAGGUUCUCAAGGCGCGUAUCAAGAAGGACGGGCUACGGAUGGAUGCUGCCAUCAAAAGGAUGAAAGAAUAUGCCUCCAAAGACGACCACAGGGACUUCGCAGGAGAACUGGAGGUUCUCUGUAAACUUGGACAUCACCCCAACAUCAUCAAUCUGCUGGGAGCAUGCGAACAUCGUGGCUACCUGUACCUGGCCAUCGAGUAUGCCCCCCACGGCAACCUCCUGGACUUCCUGCGCAAGAGCCGAGUGCUGGAGACCGACCCGGCCUUCGCCAUCGCCAACAGCACGGCGUCCACGCUGUCCUCCCAGCAGCUGCUCCACUUCGCGGCCGAUGUGGCCCGGGGCAUGGACUACUUGAGCCAGAAACAGUUUAUCCACAGGGAUCUGGCUGCCAGGAACAUUUUAGUUGGUGAAAACUAUGUAGCCAAAAUAGCAGAUUUUGGAUUGUCCCGAGGUCAAGAAGUUUAUGUGAAAAAGACAAUGGGACGGCUCCCGGUGCGCUGGAUGGCGAUCGAGUCCCUCAAUUACAGUGUCUACACCACCAACAGUGACGUAUGGUCCUACGGAGUGUUACUGUGGGAGAUUGUCAGCUUAGGUGGGACCCCCUACUGCGGGAUGACGUGUGCGGAACUCUACGAGAAGCUGCCGCAGGGCUACAGGCUGGAGAAGCCACUGAACUGUGACGACGAAGUGUAUGAUCUAAUGAGACAGUGCUGGAGGGAGAAGCCCUACGAGAGGCCCUCCUUCGCCCAGAUCCUGGUGUCCUUGAACAGGAUGUUAGAAGAGCGAAAGACCUACGUGAACACCACGCUUUACGAGAAGUUUGCCUAUGCUGGGAUCGACUGCUCUGCGGAAGAGGCGGCCUAG